CCGCCAGUCCUGCAUUGGCCCUGUCUGUCUUCCCUAAUCUUUUAUCCACGCACGUACUUCGCCGUGACGCCGUCUCGCCGUCAUCGACAUGAGCAAUUACGCCGUCGCUACCACCGUCGUAACGAGCCAACACAACGUUUCUACUACUGUUAAUGGUCAAGAAAACAUGAAUUCAUCAUUACCAAAUUGUGUCGAUAGUUUGGUGAACAAUAUCCAGGAACAAAAUGUGCAACAAAGUAUUGCCAACAGUGAACCUCACUUGGAAAUGGAGUUUGAAUCUGAGGCAUCGACUUAUGAUUUUUAUAAUGCGUAUAGUAAAACAAUUGGAUUUGGUAUUCGUCGAGAAUAUGGAAAUAAAAGCAGAGUAGAUGGAGUUUUGACUUCAAGAAGAUUCACAUGUUUCAAAGAGGGUAUACGAAGUGUUGACAAAAGAUGUCACUCGACAGCGGAGCCUAGAGCAGAAACUAGAACAGGGUGUCAAGCGCGUAUGGCUAUUUCACUUGAUCGAAAGAUAGGGAAAUACAAGGUUGUUGACUUUAUAGCUAAACAUAACCACCCUCUUCAACCGCCAGAGCAUGUUCACAUGAUUCGCUCUCAUCGACGCAUAUCUGAGGCACAAGCAUCACAAAUUGUCUUAGGAGAUGAAUCAGGAUUAACACCAAAAGAUUUGCACGAAUAUAUAUCCAAACAAGCUGGUGGGAUAGAGACUGUUGGUUUUACAAGAGAAGACCUUAAGAAUUACCUUAAAACCAAAAGGAAGCAAUCACUAAAGUAUGGUGAAGUAGGUGCAUUGAUGAUGUAUUUCAAACAAGAAAGUGAAAAUCCCUCGUUCUUUUAUGACUUUCAAAUGGAUGUGGACGAGCUAAUAACUAACAUAUUUUGGGCGGAUGCACAAAUGAUAAAUGAUUAUGGGUACUUUGGUGAUGUCAUAACAUUUGAUACCACAUACAAGACAAAUAAGGAUUGUUGGCCAUUAGGAGUAUUUGUUGGACUUAAUAAUCACAGGCAAACAGUCAUUUUUGGGGCAGCAUUGUUAUAUGAUGAAACAAUACCUUCUUUUCAGUGGUUAUUUGAAACCUUCCUCAAAGCGAUGGGUGGAGCAAAGCCUAAAACUAUGUUAACCGAUCAAGAUCCUGCUAUGGCUAGGGCACUUUCUAUAGUUAUGCCGGAAACAUUUAAUGGAUUGUGCACUUGGCAUAUAAGACAUAACUCUUUGAGGCAUGUGAAUCAUUUAUAUCAACAGAGUUCACGAUUUUGUGGGGAUUUUGUUAUAUUAUGCAGCAACAAGCUACAAUUCAGGGGACACAAUCAAGCCAAGUUGACAAUGAAACUCAACAUCAAGUUACAAUUCAAGGGACACAAUCAAGCCAAGUUGACAAUGGAACUCAACAUCAAGUUACAAUUCAAGGGACACAAUCAAGCCAAGUUUACAAUGAAACUCAACAUCAAGUUACAAUUUAAGGGACACAAGGGACACAAUCAAGCCAAGUUGACGGUGGAACUCAACAUCAAGUUACAAUUCAAGGGACACAAUUAA
Trifolium pratense (red clover) is the source of this 1537-nucleotide messenger RNA. RefSeq names its product protein FAR1-RELATED SEQUENCE 5-like. The coding region runs from base 89 to 1537 and encodes 482 amino acids. Lineage: Eukaryota; Viridiplantae; Streptophyta; Magnoliopsida; Fabales; Fabaceae. The record is from RefSeq and is a predicted model, not a curated record. The transcript has 2 exons.